AUGGAGGAAGGUGCAGUCUCAAAUGCCUUGGUGUACCCUUCAACAGUAGCAGAAUGGCAGUGUGAAAAAUGCACAUACCUGAAUAAUCCUCUUUAUUCCGUGUGUGCUGUUUGUGGCUUUGAACAAACACAGAUAGAAAGUACCUUUACGUGUAUCUCCUAUCCAGGUUCGCUGCCAGCCAAUGAUUUGGAGGAAGAUUCUGUACGGAGAGAAUUACCACCAGUACCCGACCUUCCCCCGACAGAAACAUCUGAAAAUGAAUACUUAAACGAUGAAAUUCGUAUUAUACUCGUUGGAAAGACGGGAUCAGGAAAAAGUGCCACAGGAAAUUCCAUUCUUGGCAAGAAAGAGUUUGAAUCUGAUGUCUCGAAUUCUAGCAUAACGAAACUCUGCAAACGAGGAUCAGCCAAACGGUUUGGACGAGAACUUUUAGUGGUGGACACACCAGGCCUAUUUGAUACCGGCAUGACAAAUGAUGCUAUUACAACGGAAAUCCUGAAAUGUGUUGGAAUAAGUUCACCUGGACCACAUGCCAUUUUGCUAGUGAUAGGUAUUGGUAGGUUUACGAAGGAGGAAAAAGAAACUGUGGAAUUGCUGCAAAGGUCAUUCGGUCCAAGCAUGUUAAGAUAUCUUAUUCUCGUUUUCACGAGGAAGGAUGAUCUUGAUCGAGGUCGAAAAUCUAUACAGCAGAUACUUAAGGAUGCCCCGCCUUCUUUACAAGAUAUAAUAAGAAGUUGUGAAGACAGAUUCUUUGCCAUCAAUAAUACGGAGGAAGAUAUGCAGAACAUGGACCAACAAGUACAAGAUCUUCUGCAAAUGAUUGAAACCAUGGUGAAGAAAAAUGGAAAUAAAUAUUACAGCAGUACUAUCUUUGAUCGAACAGAAUUGGUAAUCAGGGAACGCGAAAGAGAAAUUAGGCAAAGAUAUGAAGAGCAGAAUAGACAAGAAUUACGCGAGAUGAAGCGAAUGAUCUCCAUGGAGUUUGAUCACAAGAAUUCACAUUUUAGAGAAAGAGAAAAGGCACUGCUUGAAAAGCUUGAAAGAUUGGAGAAUCAGCGAUCGCACGAGAUGAAAUCAAUGGCUGAAAAUCUUAGAACACUUCAAACAGAGAUGGACAAUUUAACCAUGGAAGCUGUUCCAGAAAGUUUUGAUGAGGAAGAAAACUGCAAGCUUAUCAAUGUACAGCAAAAGAUCAUUGAUGUCAAAAGACAUUUAGAGGAAGUUAGGCAGGAACAAGAAGACAUGAUGCUAUAUGAAGAUAUAGAGGAGAUUCCGGGUUUGGGAUACAGACAUGAAGAAGAUUUUAAAAGAGUUGUAAGAGAAAACGUCCGAGACGAAAUUGAACGUGGUGACAAGAACAUUUUGAAGAAAUUUUGGAAAAAUAUCAAAGACGCUGGAAAGGGGUUAGUCACAAAAUUCCAAGAAAUAUUUGAGCUAAUAAAAGGAAAAGCAGGCUUUUUCUAAGCCUUUGACAAUAAGAUUCUCUUAUACUGAUCAUACGUGAACACAAAAGAAUGCUGAAUAAUGUUGCCCUUAUUCUAAAUUGCGGAGCAGUAACUUCACUUAAAAAAAAAUAAAUAUUACUUAUGAAUAAGAAAAUACAUUUUAAUGGAGAGGUGAAGGUAAAUUUUGUGAUGUUUACCACACUCUGUUUGCAAUUGUCAAUGUUACAAUUAAUAAGAGCGUGGCAAGGAUGCCUCUUCUAACUUGUAAAUA
Saccostrea echinata is the source of this 1716-nucleotide messenger RNA. Its product is annotated as GTPase IMAP family member 7-like. Gene Ontology annotation, molecular function: GTP binding. NCBI's taxonomy places the organism in Eukaryota, Metazoa, Mollusca, Bivalvia, Ostreida, Ostreidae. The transcript is spliced from 4 exons. The coding region runs from base 1 to 1464 and encodes 487 amino acids. The record is from RefSeq and is a predicted model, not a curated record.